AUGGGACGAUGCGCCGCGAUCAUCCCCAUCAUGAGAAUUGAGCACGCAUCGGUGAAGAGAGCUCGCGAUGAUACCGCUGUCGAGGAGCCAGCCAAGGCUACGACGCCCGCGAAGAAGGUGAAGAAGGCCGUAGCCUCACCCGCCGCCAAGGUCGUCGCGAAGAAGGUUGAGAAGAAGGCCACGCCAGUGGCGAAGAAGUCUCCUGCCCCUAAGGCGGCAGCCAAGCCUGCAGCGAAGCCUGCCGUCAAGGCGGCAGCGAAGAAGCCGGCGCCGAAGAAGGCGGCUAAGGAGAGCAGCGACAGCGAAGACGAGGACGAGAGCGAGAGCGAGAGCGAGGAGGAGGCUCCUGCUAAGCCCGCCCCUGCCAAGCCUGCCGACAGCGACACCCUAAGCGAGGAAGAGUCUAAUGAGUCCUCAGGGGAGGAGGCUCCUGCUAAGCCUGCCCCUGCCAAGCCUGCCGACAGCGACACCCUAAGCGAGGAAGAGUCUGACUCGUCUUCAGAGGAGGAGGCUCCCGCAGCCAAGGCCCCCGCAGCCGCCGCUGCUGCUAAGAAGAACGACUCUGACACCAACAGCGGGGAAGAGUCUUCCGAAGAGGAAUCUUCCGAGGAGGAAGCGAAGCCCGCUGCCGCCGCUGUGAACGGAGCUAAACCCAUGGAAGAGGACAGCGACGACGAUGAUGAUGAUAGCAGCGAGGAGGACUCUGACGAGGACGAGAAGAAGCCCGCGGCUGCUGCGAAGAAGCCUCCCGCCAAGGCUGAAGAGAGUGAUGACGAGGAGGACGAUAGCGAGGAUGAGGAUGAGAGCGACGACGAGGACGACGAGAAGGAGAAGGCUGCCGCUGCUAAGAAGGCGCCGGCUGCUGCCGCUGCCAAGAAAGACGAUGACGAUGAUGAUGAUGAUGAUGAGGAUGAUGAUGACGAGGAGAGCGACGAGGAUGAUGAUGAUGAGGAGGAGGAGGAGGAGGAGGAGGAGGAGGAGGAGGAGGAGGAGGAGGAGAAGCCUGCUAAGAAGGUCAAGGCUGAGGCCGCCGCGCCCGCCGCUGCGCCCACCACGCCCUCGACUCCGGGAGAGGAGGAGAUCACGACGCUCUUCGUGAAGAAUCUCCCCUUCUCCGCCGACCAGGACACCAUCGCGGAGUUCUUCGCGGACUGCGGCGAGGUGUCGGACGUGCGCAUCGCCAUGGACAAGGAGACGGGCCGCGCGCGCGGGUUCUGCCACGUGGAGUUCGCAACUGGUGACGCCGCCAAGAAGGCGCUGGAGAAGAGCGGUCAGGAGCUCAUGGGACGCGCGCUCUUCUGCGACCUCGCGGGCGGCUCAGGCGGCCCAGGCGGGGCCCGUGGCGGGCGCACGCCGCAAUCUGGCGGCGGCCGAUUUGGUGGCCGCGGCGGUGGCGCGGGUGGCUUUGGCGGUGGCGGAGGGUUUGAGCGCGCGCCACGUGACGACAGCAACACGGUGUUUGUGAAGAACUUCGACCGCUACCAGGACGAGGACACGAUCCGCGGACAGCUGUCGGAGGUGUUCGGUGACUGUGGCAAUGUGGUGGGCGUGCGCAUCCCCACCGACCGCGAGACCGGUGGCAUCAAGGGUUUCGCGUUUGUGCAGUUUGAUUCGGCAGAGGCGGUGGCCAAGGCGGGCGAGCUCAAUGGCACGGACUGCGGAGGCCGCUCUCUCGUGGUUGAUGCUUCUGCUGGUGGUGGUGGCGGCGGCGGUGGCAGGGGCGGCGGUGACAGGGGAGGGUUCAGGGGUCGGGGCGACCGAGGCGGUGGCUUCAGAGGCCGGGGCGGCGACAGGGGAGGAUUCCGGGGCAGGGGUGGUGACCGGGGAGGUCGGGGUGGUCGUGGCCCGCCACGUGCCAAGAUCAACCUUGCUGCCCCAGGCACAGGCAAGAAGACCACUUUUGAUGACUGA
This is a messenger RNA of Closterium sp. Naga37s-1, 1911 nucleotides long. NCBI's taxonomy places the organism in Eukaryota, Viridiplantae, Streptophyta, Zygnematophyceae, Desmidiales, Closteriaceae. The record is from the annotation of a GenBank genome assembly.